AUGUUCCAUAAUGGUAUUUCCUCAACUAUACGGCCACAGUUGAGGGUCAACUCUGGUGUCGGGCAGAGGCUUGGUCGCAGCCCUCGAGGUGGAUGGAUUUUCAAGUCGGAGGUGGAGAACUACAACGAGAUGGCUGGCAUGCCUCCAUCGCUGUGCAACGUCGUAGUAGUGGAUGAGGCCAACGAUGAACCCCUCUCAUCGCCGACCGCUGUAGCCCUAGUAGAUCCCAAGAAGACUGUUGUGUAUGGGAAGAUACUGGACCUAGACCCGUACUGCGUUUUUGACCAGCGGUUCAUCGUGCAUCUCCUCGAGAGGGCUCUUCAUCGGCGAGAGAGGUUCUUCAGCAGUGAUGUCGCGGGCAACAGCGUCAGCUAUCGCCUCUUCCACGGGGAGUCCGAUGGAAUACCAGCCGAUCAGGUUGUGUGUGUUGAUAAGGACGGUGAAGCCCUUCGACUUGGUCAGCUCAGUUGUGAUGAGAAUGGUAUCCGAAAAGGCGUAGUUCAAUUCAUGGAGAACUCUGUUGAGGAGUACUUGCACGGGCUUGCCGGGAACCACGCCGGUCACGACGUCAUCGUUAUCGAUCCACCUACUAUAGCUGAUAAAACAGAACGAAAAUCUAAGAAUGCCAAACUACACAGCAUCGAGAAUGUUGUGGCGAAGGCCGUGCCGCACUUGGUAUCUCGAGGGCUCCUACACGUCACCAACGUACCAGAAGGGUACUCAGUCUACGAAGGGUUCAUGGCCGUCUCGAUCUUGGGGUACACCCUCCUCACCGGGGCUUGUGUCGUUGGCAUGCACUUGGCAUACAAGCAAGCCAUACUUUGUGAUACAGAUAGGAUCAUCCAAGCUCGUGGCCUCACCGUGCAUCAGUAUGGUGAUCGCCUCUCUCCACGAGAGGUCCCUAUGAUAGCAGCCAAUCAUGUUUCAUACCUCGACAUAUACGUGUUGGAGAGCUGUGGUGCUACCCCUCUGUCGUUUGUGGCCAAGAGGGCUGUCGGAGACAUGUUCCUCAUUGGUCAGCUGGCUCGAGCCUUCGAUUGCGUGUUUGUCAGUCGUAGUAAGUGUCCGAAAGAGCGCGGGGAUGUGGUGGCGAAGAUCGAGAGGAAGCAGAAACGUGAACAUUACAAAUUCCAUCACUGCUAUCGACAGCUCUCCCUAGGCGUCAUCACCGGCUCGACCGUGUUCCAGCUGUGUAUAUUCCCUGAGGGCACCACGACCAAUGGCCGUUCGAUAAUUAGAUUCCGGAAGGGGGCCUUUGAGGGCUCCUUUCCAGUGCAGCCUGUGAAGCUAGCAUACAGCUCUUCUCACUGUGCUUACACCUGUCUUGACUUACUCUACCACAUACUCAUAUUCCUAUCACUGGCCUGUACUGAUGACAUUCGAUGUGAUGUCUAUUGGUUACCCAAGGUCGAAGCAUCUGAGGCAAGUGCCUCUACUGGGGUGGAUCUUGCCAACGCCACCCGUUUGUCUAUCGCUCGUGAGAAGCGUGGCCCGCAACUCAAUCUCGAGGAAGAGGCAACUUUGGAAGGCCACUGUGAGAUCACUGACUUCCUCCUGGGAGUGAGCACGUCGCGAUCGACUCCUGCCGUCCCUAGAAGGCAUGCGAAAUAG
Molecule: messenger RNA, 1611 nt
Organism: Perkinsus marinus ATCC 50983
Lineage: Eukaryota; Perkinsozoa; Perkinsida; Perkinsidae
Exons: 14
Coding region: 1-1611 (536 amino acids)
Source: RefSeq, a predicted model, not a curated record